Messenger RNA from Dibothriocephalus latus, 588 nucleotides. NCBI's taxonomy places the organism in Eukaryota, Metazoa, Platyhelminthes, Cestoda, Diphyllobothriidea, Diphyllobothriidae. The record is from the annotation of a GenBank genome assembly.
AUGAUUCUGCCCAUUGUGGGUGUCUGUCGAGAGGAUAAUAGACCUACCGGAAAAGAUCAUCGCCGCCACACCGCUGCUCGAGUUGUUGUCCACAGUAGUCGCUUCCAAUCAGUGGUUACUCUGUCCGGCAUUCAGCGAGGUUGCAUUCUGACUCUUGUCCUUCGGCUGGACUCUCGACGGGGGUUUCACGUGGUUUUGGCGGUGUUGAACUUACAUUCGGAACCGAACGUCCUUACUUGUACUUUUUGCGGCUGUGAUCUAGCCGGCCUCGAUGAUGUCCCUUACGGCGCUUCUCCAAGCGUGACGAUCCAUAGCAGCGGACCUGGACAGUUCGAGCCAUUGUCUUCGCCAGCGCCGGAGACCGAAUACCGAAGGUGCAAGAACCACUUCCAUGUCCUGACGGACUGUGUCGAGCCGGACUUUGAGCUGACCCCCACUUCGACGUUUCCAAUUGAGGUUGAUCCGAAUCCUUCUUCUUAUUGCCGGCAUCGAGCCCAAUCCGCAACCUGCACAAGGAUCUGUCAGAUGGUUCUGUUCCACCUGCGCCAAACAGAUCUUCCCAAAGUUGAAAAAAUUCCCAUUAGAUAA